Molecule: messenger RNA, 982 nt
Organism: Paramecium tetraurelia
Lineage: Eukaryota; Ciliophora; Oligohymenophorea; Peniculida; Parameciidae
Exons: 5
Biological process (GO): protein deubiquitination; proteasome-mediated ubiquitin-dependent protein catabolic process
Cellular component (GO): proteasome regulatory particle, lid subcomplex
Molecular function (GO): proteasome binding; metallopeptidase activity; protein binding
Source: RefSeq, a predicted model, not a curated record
AUUUGUAUUCCCCUCAUGAACAUUCAAAACUUGAUGCAGUAAUUGGGAGCAGCACAUGGAAAUGCACCUCCUGAAACCUCCAUUCCAGAUACUGCCGAAUAAGUUACAAUCAGUGCUCUAGCCUUGAUCAAAAUGCUCAAACAUGCAAGAGCAGGCAUCCCCUUUGAAGUCAUGGGUCUACUCCUAGGUGAUAUAGUAGACGACUACCACAUCAGAGUCUAUGAUGUAUUCUCAAUGCCUUAGACAGCGAGCAGUGUGUCUGUGGAAUCAGUGGAUCCUAUUUUCUAAUAAAAAAUGGUUGAAUUGCUCAAUUUAACUGGGAGAAUGGAAAAUUGCAUAGGAUGGUACCAUUCCCAUCCCUCUUAUGGCUGUUGGUUAUCAAGCGUCGACAUCAAUACACAAUAAUCAUAUGAAUAAUUAAAUAAGAAAUCCAUUGCUGUUGUUAUUGACCCCAUCCAAUCAGUUAGAGGCAAGGUCGUCAUCGAUGCAUUUAGAUUGAUUCCCCAAUCAAGCAUGAUCACUCAAUAGGAACCACGACAAACCACAUCCAACACUGGCCAUCUUCAAAAACCUGGACUUGAGGCUCUGUUAAGAGGACUCAAUAGAUACUAUUAUUCCAUCAAUAUUAAAUUUAAAUGCAACGAUUUGGAAUAGAAGAUGCUUCAGAAUCUGUAUAAGAACAGUUGGGCUGAAGGAUUGAAAUGCAAUUCGGCAAUUGAGAAUAGCAAUAAAAAUGAGUUAUGCGUUGAGGAGAUGUCAAAAUUGGCUUCAGAGUAUCAAAAAUUGAUAGAUGAUGAAUCAAAAAAGGGAGAGCAGGAAACCAAAAUAAAGAAUACAGGCAAGAGGGAUCCUAAAAAACAUCUAGGGUUGAAGGUUGAUGAACUGUUAGAUGAAAAUCUCAAUGCCAUUUUGGGAAGGAUGAUGGCUACUAAAGCAUUUUGAUUUGAAUUUGUUAUAUUAAUAAAAAUGAUUAAUAAUUUGA